Talaromyces amestolkiae is the source of this 780-nucleotide messenger RNA. RefSeq lists its product as uncharacterized. The transcript has 4 exons. Lineage: Eukaryota; Fungi; Ascomycota; Eurotiomycetes; Eurotiales; Trichocomaceae. The record is from RefSeq and is a predicted model, not a curated record. The coding region runs from base 1 to 780 and encodes 259 amino acids.
AUGACAUCCCCUCCAAACGUGAGCAUUGAGGCUAUCGAAGCUGCAAUCACAGCUGCAUACGAAGGCCCCGCAGAAGAACAAGUCCACCACUUCCGAUGCACGCUCGCCGACUUUAUGCGCCUCGCGCUCAAGGAUCGUCUCAUUGAUCGUCGAGGGCUCCGGGAGCCCUCCUUCAACCCCUACAAAGAGACAUUGAGUUUCUUAACAUCACCAACACCUAUGCAGUGUUGUCCUCGUUCGUGGUUCAAGGAUUGGGUGUUCAAAUUGAGAGAAAUGAACCCAGAACUCCCAGGCAAACUGCGCGUCAACAGUCCAUGGCUGCCACAAAUCUUUCGUGGUCAGUAUCUGGGUGGUUGUAUAGGCACUUAUGCUUCGUUUUUCCCACGAUUUCCAUCCAUGCCCCUUAUUAUCCUUGAAGCUGGAUACGCCAAGUCCUACGAUGAUCUCGUCGACGACGCCACUCUACUCCUAGAGGGCGCUGAGGGUGAAAUCAAUAUGGUGAUUAUCGUGAAGAUGGAGCCUUUAGUAGAAGGCGAAACAUCGUUCAAGUCUGGAUUCACUGAAAUCUGGAAAUUCGAUGAAGAAGACAUGAAGGCAAAGAUAUAUGGUCCGAGACUGGAUUUAUUAGGCGACCAAUCUUCCAGCAUCGCACCCAAGGACGACCCGCUGCCUCUAAAGCUUGAUGAUCUUCGCGAUGAGCUGGAAAUUUCGGUACAGCAGCAUUUCUAUAAUGAAAACCGAGAGGCCCUUUGUGAACAAAGCCUCUCAUUGCUUCAGUAA